This is a messenger RNA of Entamoeba invadens IP1, 633 nucleotides long. RefSeq names its product lysozyme, putative. The record is from RefSeq and is a predicted model, not a curated record. Gene Ontology annotation, molecular function: lysozyme activity. The transcript has a single exon. Lineage: Eukaryota; Evosea; Mastigamoebida; Endamoebidae. Bases 1 to 633 code for a protein of 210 amino acids. Gene Ontology annotation, biological process: signal transduction; peptidoglycan catabolic process; cell wall macromolecule catabolic process.
AUGUUUGCCUUCCUCUUAGUUGCACUUGUUAGUGCUGCCAAUUAUGGUAUUGAUGUCUCUCAACCGACUUCCACAUCCUCAUUCACAUGUUUAAGGAACAAUGGGUUCACCACAAUGGUGAUAGUUAGAGCAUGGAAGUCAACAGGAUCCUUUGACUCCAAUUGUGUUCAGACCUUAAAGAAUGCCAAUGCUGCUGGUUUCACUAUUAAGAACUCAGACGCAUAUUUCUACCCAUGCAUCUCAUGUGGUGAUGCUGCCGGACAAGUCUCUACUUUCUGGUCUAAAGUCAUUUCAAAUAAAUUACAAAUAGAAAGAGUCUGGUUCGAUAUUGAAGGCACUUGGACUAGCAGUGUGACUAGCAACAGAAACUUCUUUGAAGCUAUGGUCAACAAGGCUAUUAAUAUGAACAUUAAAUAUGGUAUUUAUGCUUCAAAGAACUAUUGGUCUAGCAUUAUGGGGUCAUACACUUUCUCUCAUGCUUCAAGCGUUCCUUUGUGGUACCCACACUACGAUAACUCCGCUAGCUUCUCUGACUUCUCUGCAUUCGGUGGAUGGUCAUCUCCUUCUAUGAAACAAUACAGAGGCGAUGUCUCUACUUGCUCUGCUGGUGUUGACUACAACUACAAGCCAUAA